GUGAAUUUAUUCCUAUAGUCCAAAACAGAAUGCAUAGUCGUCACACGCGCCAUUUUUUGAAAACGUGAUCAAAACACUGACAUUUGAGUUUGAAUUACGUUUUUCUUGUGCUAUUUGAACUUAAAAACUAAUCACCUGUAGACAUUUUAUGGUGCAUGACUAUGUAUUCUAAGACUACAUCAUUGUUAUAACUGAUUUGUUGACAUAUUUAUUUAUUUAUAAGUAUUUUUGCAAAAAAGUGAUUCGAUUUGGGUACUGCCAUCUUAAUCCAAAAUCCCCGAUGAGGCCGGAGCCCCUCGUCCUUUAGUUCCGUGACAUUACGUAUUUCCGUUUCUAAAUUUACUCAAACCAGUCAUAUACUUCCGGUGCACUUUCUGUCAGUAUGCUACAGUGUGUUUGUGGAUACAACAACAAACAUUUCCCAGAGAUUGGGCUAUUAACAGAGUCGUCUGCUCACACAAUGUCUUAGACAGACACACUAGACCGACAGGAUGAGUGGAAGGGUCGGAGAUCUCAGCGAUUUGCAAGCCACGGCCCUACAAACAUUCAAAGAAAAUGUCAAAGACAUUCUAAAACCUAACCAUGACGAUUACUACCUGCUCUGCUGGCUCAGAGGUAUCAUGCGGUCAGUUAAGAAAUCUGAUGUUGUCAGGACGCAGAUUCAUCGCCUAGAAAAACUCCAAGCUCUUCAGAUGGUACAGACCCAGAAAGUUGGACGCCGGGUAGAGGACUUAAUGGUGAUCUAUGACCUCGAACGUCUUGGGAUGAAACAUCUAUGGAAGCCCGGCGUAGACUUGUUCUGCGAAGUCAUUGAUAUGUUUGAAUGGCACUAUCCGGAAACUCUCAAGCUGGUGUUUGUUAUCAAUGCUCCGAGAUUCUUCCCGAUUAUGUACAACUUAAUCAAACCAUUCCUGUCUGAAGGCACUGCCAGUAAAGUUAGAAUAUAUGGUUCAAGUAACUAUACAGGUGAACUUCUAAAAUACAUAGAUGCAGACCAAUUACCUGUGGCAUAUGGUGGGACCAUGAAAGAUGAUGCAGGCGACCCCCGCUGUAGUGCUCUGGUAUGUCAAGGCGGAGAUGUACCUAAGGAUUUGUACUCUAAAGUGAGUAUCAACACACUGGACAUAGACAAGUACACAGCAGUGACUAUAGGUCGGGGGUCGUCCAUACAAGUAGACCUGAAUGUGACGGAACCAGACAGUGCCAUCAGGUGGCAGUUCAUCACCGAGGGAUUUGACCUUGGGUUCGGGGUGUACAAGCGGACUAAGGACAGUAGACAAAAGGCAAAUGACAUGGAGGAGGUGAUCCCAUCGGAACGCGUCAACAGUCACAUGUUUCCCGAGGACGGGAGUGUCAUCGUUCAAGAGCCUGGCACAUAUGUUGUGAGAUUUGACAACACAUACAGCUGGACCAGAAGCAAGAAGAUAUACUACAUCAUAGAAAUGUUAGAACCGGACGUAGAAGAUGAGUUUGAGCUGGCUAGUGAAAGUCCUAUGUGAUAUAGGAAGGACAAAAA
Messenger RNA from Mizuhopecten yessoensis (Yesso scallop), 1516 nucleotides. RefSeq names its product SEC14-like protein 2. The record is from RefSeq and is a predicted model, not a curated record. Gene Ontology annotation, cellular component: cytoplasm. NCBI's taxonomy places the organism in Eukaryota, Metazoa, Mollusca, Bivalvia, Pectinida, Pectinidae. The transcript is spliced from 9 exons. The coding region runs from base 492 to 1499 and encodes 335 amino acids.